Aedes aegypti (yellow fever mosquito) is the source of this 555-nucleotide messenger RNA. Its product is annotated as micronuclear linker histone polyprotein-like. Lineage: Eukaryota; Metazoa; Arthropoda; Insecta; Diptera; Culicidae. The annotation marks the transcript as partial. The transcript has a single exon. The record is from RefSeq and is a predicted model, not a curated record.
UCCAGCUCCUGGAAGAGAAGCUCUUCCAGCUCCUGGAAGAGAAGCUCUUCCAGCUCCUGGAAGAGAAGCUCUUCCAGCUCCUGGAAGAGAAGCUCUUCCAGCUCCUGGAAGAGAAGCUCUUCCAGCUCCUGGAAGAGAAGCUCUUCCAGCUCCUGGAAGAGAAGCUCUUCCAGCUCCUGGAAGAGAAGCUCUUCUAGCUCCUGGAAGAGAAGCUCUUCCAGCUCCUGGAAGAGAAGCUCUUCCAGCUCCUGGAAGAGAAGCUCUUCCAGCUCCUGGAAGAGAAGCUCUUCCAGCUCCUGGAAGAGAAGCUCUUCCAGCUCCUGGAAGAGAAGCUCUUCCAGCUCCUGGAAGAGAAGCUCUUCCAGCUCCUGGAAGAGAAGCUCUUCCAGCUCCUGGAAGAGAAGCUCUUCCAGCUCCUGGAAGAGAAGCUCUUCCAGCUCCUGGAAGAGAAGCUCUUCCAGCUCCUGGAAGAGAAGCUCUUCCAGCUCCUGGAAGAGAAGCUCUUCCAGCUCCUGGAAGAGAAGCUCUUCCAGCUCCUGGAAGAGAAGCUCUUCC